AUGGAGGCGGCUAGUACAAUUGAUGAGGCGGUUUCCGGGGAACUGCUGUCUGUUGCACAUGCUCUCUCUCUUCCAGCAGAGUCUUACGGCAAUGAUCCUGAUAUUGAGAUGGCAUGGGCCAUGAGAGCAAUGCAGCAUGCUGAAGUCUACUACAAGCUGAUUUCAUCAGUUGACCCACAGUUCCUGAAACUUACCAAAGUAGAUGACCAAAUCUACACUGAGUUCCGGGACAGUUUUGAGAAACUCAGAAUAGAUGUAUUGGACCCAGAAGAGCUCAAAUCAGAAUCAGCUAAAGAGAAGUGGAGGCCAUUCUGCUUGAAGUUUGAUGGGAUUGUAGAAGACUUCAACUAUGGUACUUUGCUGCGACUAGAUUGCUCUCAGGGCUACACUGAGGAAAACACUAUCUUUGCCCCCAGAAUACAAUUUUUUGCCAUUGAAAUUGCUCGGAACCGGGAAGGCUUUAACAAAGCAGUUUACACCAGUGUGCAGGACAAAGAAGGAGAGAAACGAUCUGACAAAGUUAGAGAGAAAGUAGCCACAAGUGGAGGAAAGAGGGGAGCUGAAAAAGGAGGACAACAUGAGAAAGCUGACAAAGGGGAAGAAGAGAAAAAAGCCGACAAAGAAACCAACAAAGGCAGUGUAACAGCUAUGUAA
Messenger RNA from Orycteropus afer afer, 654 nucleotides. RefSeq names its product polysaccharide biosynthesis domain containing 1 (gene PBDC1). Bases 1 to 654 code for a protein of 217 amino acids. The record is from RefSeq and is a predicted model, not a curated record. The transcript has 6 exons. Lineage: Eukaryota; Metazoa; Chordata; Mammalia; Tubulidentata; Orycteropodidae. Gene Ontology annotation, cellular component: cytoplasm.